GGUCUGAAUCCCAGCACAGGCCCGGAAGUUGUUUGGGAUUUCAGGUAAAGAUCCCGGAGAUGCUGCCUUCGCUGGAGAAAACAAAUAGUGCUCCUGUUAUAUAAAUACAGCAACCAGAGUCGAUCGCCAGGCAGCUGGUGUGAGAAUGAAUGCUGACGAUUGCAAUGGCCGUUCUUACAUGUCAGGCAGCGGAGACUCUUCAACAGAAAGGGAGUUUUUCGCAGGGCUAAGGGGACCCACCGUGAGCACUCCCAACAGUCAGCACUCCUCUCCCAGUCGCUCCGUCAGUGCAAAUUCCAUCAAAGUGGAGCUCUACAGCGAUGAAGAAGCAGGUAGUGCCCCACUUGCAGAGAGAGGAGGAGGAGGAGAAAGGGAUGAAGGAUGGAAGCAGGAUAAGGGGGACAUUGCGGAGGAGGUUGGUGGAGAGGUUGGAGGAGAUGCGGGUGGAGGAAUGCUCAGUCAAGGAGGGAGCAGUUCCCCUGGACCUAUUCGGCUCCCUAAUGGGAAAUUAAAGUGCGAUAUAUGUGGGAUGAUCUGCAUUGGCCCUAAUGUUCUGAUGGUACAUAAACGCAGCCAUACAGGUGAGCGGCCAUUCCAGUGUAACCAGUGUGGUGCGUCCUUCACACAGAAGGGCAACCUGCUGCGCCACAUCAAGCUCCACUCUGGUGAAAAGCCCUUCAAAUGUCCCUUUUGUAACUAUGCCUGCCGCCGCCGUGAUGCACUCACAGGACACCUCCGCACACACUCCGUUUCUUCUCCAACUGUGGGAAAGCCCUAUAAGUGCAGUUACUGUGGUCGCAGCUACAAGCAGCAGAGCACACUGGAGGAGCAUCGCGAGCGGUGCCACAGCUACCUUCAGAGUCUGGACCACCAGCCUGCCCACAGUACGCAGUCUGCACAGGGUGAGGAUUGUCGUAACAUGGAUGUGAUGGCUGAUCCUCUGAUCCAGCCCUUGUCAGAAAAGAUGACUUUCAUUGAACGGGUGGCUAACAGCAUCACUAAAAGGAAGCGCUCCACACCUCAAAAGUUUCUGGGAGAAAAGCACAUGCGCCUGAACAUGUCCGAUGCACCUUAUGAAAUCAACUCCAGCCCGGAGAAAGAACGGGAUGCGAUGGGUUCUCAUGCUGGAAGUGACCCUGCUGCUUUAGCUGUUAUGGGAAGCCACUACCUCCGCACUCCAAGAGGUGGAAGCGAAGAGGUUGAGUCUCCUCGCUCCCUGCGCCUGCCUCCUACUCACCCGGCUUGUGUGUCCGAGUUUACCCCUGUCAUCAGCUCUGUCUAUAGCCACAUCACACCUUUGGGCCAGCGGCUGAACUGUGCAGGGGGAAUCAACAUGGUACUGCCAGGCCGAGAGGCAGGCGAGGGCCAUGAAGAUGUGCCCUCAGGUCGCAGCCACGGUGCCUCACCCAGUAAUGGCUGCCAGGACUCCACAGAUAACGAGAGCACGACAGAGGAGCAAGGCAUCGGCCCUGGUGCUGCUAACCAUCGAGGACGUGAGCGCCACAGUCCUAGUCACGCCAAAGAAACAGAAAAGGAAGGGGAGCGAGACAGACCGGGCUUGCUGGCUAAAGGGGGCCCUCGUUCUCCACCCUCGUCCAGUUUGGCCGUGCAGGUGGUGGACGGUGAGGGGCGGCCAGUACGCUCGUUCCGCUGUGAGCACUGUCGCAUCUUCUUCCUGGACCACGUCAUGUUCACCAUCCACAUGGGCUGCCAUGGCUUCCGACAGCCUUUCGAAUGCAACAUCUGCGGCCACCGCAGCCAGGACCGCUAUGAAUUCUCCUCGCACAUCGUCCGAGGAGAGCACCAAGUGGGCUGAACCACUUGGGAGUAGGGGUGGGAGGGUUGGCACGCAGGCAGGACGGGUAUUUCAAAGUGGGAAAGAAGAAGGUAAGGAGGGACAGACGCUGCUUUCAGAUGAUACGGAGUCCAGUUUGGUCUGCACCAGAUGAGGAGGGGGGACAUACUGAGCACUUGCUUUAAGUAUUAGUGAACAGAAGGCUUUCGAUUUUGAAGGCUAACUGGCAUAGGUGCACAGGGAGUAUUGCCUGUGCUUAAAGAAAUCAAAUUUAGAGGAGUUUGAUUAGAACCGUGGGACCGAAUCCCACUCUCUGUUUUAACUCCCAAAUCAAUCCAUUUGGCAAGACGCACCUGUUUUGCUUUAGAAGUGCCUUUCUUCAGUGGGGUUUACCUUUUCUGGGUUAGAUAGAGAAACCUGGUGCUCUAGCAUGCUGCAGCAGGAGGCAGGGGUCAGUGAAAUCUUGCUAGCAGCAUUUCUGUACUGCAUUUUAGAGGUUGUGAUGAGUGUGUGAGAUUGUGUGAGUGACCUGAAAGAGUGAAAUGAGAUCCACAGUUGUAGUAUAGUCUAAAGUGUACAGACUUUGUGUUUGGACUCCUUUUAUGGUAAUUUUAAAGUCUGUGGAAUUUAGAGGACUCAGGGAGGACACAAGGGACUGAAGGAAAGAACUAUGAAGUAGCAGCACCAACUGCAGGCCUCUAUGACUCAGAGAGAAAGGAGAUUUGUGUGUUAGCCAUAUAAACGGAGCACACACACACACAUUGCCUUAAGUAGUUGCUUUAUAUUAACCCUGCGUUAUUUCGUAGAAUUGAGUAUGCUGUUAAAUGUUGUGGUUUCAGAAGGCACCACAAAACAUGUCUUUAAACCUGAGACGGCACAGAGCUUAUUAGGUGGUUUUAAAAAUUAGGCCAGGUAUUAAACAGUGUGUGU
Molecule: messenger RNA, 2725 nt
Organism: Tachysurus vachellii
Lineage: Eukaryota; Metazoa; Chordata; Actinopteri; Siluriformes; Bagridae
Gene: ikzf4
Product: IKAROS family zinc finger 4
Exons: 8
Coding region: 146-1816 (556 amino acids)
Biological process (GO): regulation of transcription by RNA polymerase II
Molecular function (GO): RNA polymerase II cis-regulatory region sequence-specific DNA binding; DNA-binding transcription factor activity
Source: RefSeq, a predicted model, not a curated record